AUCGCUGGACCGGCCUGCAGUCAUGAAGUUCUUCAUCCUCCUCUUGAGCAUCGGUCUUGUUUGGGCUCAGGACGAUUCCACUGCCGCGUCAGGGGAGAUUUCGGUCUCUGAAGCCAUCAGCGAAGCAGUCUCGGAGGCUGUCACUGAAGCCGUGACCGAACUCAUCUCUGUGAGUGCGAUCGAAGUCACCACCGAGGCGAUCUCUGAAGCAGUGACCGAGACUGCGACCAGAGCCAUCGAUGUGACCACGAAAGGGGCCGGCGCUGAGAGCACAACUGGAGCCGUAACCGAGGCUAUCACAGAGGCCAUCACAGAUGCCGUGACUGAAGCCGUCACCGAUGCUUCCAGCGAGGCCGUUCGUGAAGUGACCACUGCGGCCGUCUCUGAAAUCACCACGCAGCCCGCCGCUGAAACCACCACCGAGCGCGUACCAGAAAUCACCACGCAGCCCGCCGCUGAAACCACUACCGAGCGCGUCACCGAGACCACCACCGACUCCGUGAGCGAGACCACCACCGACUCCGUGACUGAGACCACCACCGACUCCGUGACUGACAAGUAA
Messenger RNA from Galendromus occidentalis (western predatory mite), 562 nucleotides. Its product is annotated as diacylglycerol kinase kappa. The record is from RefSeq and is a predicted model, not a curated record. Lineage: Eukaryota; Metazoa; Arthropoda; Arachnida; Mesostigmata; Phytoseiidae. The transcript has 2 exons. Bases 23 to 562 code for a protein of 179 amino acids.